GAUGCACAUCACAACGCUUCUCCCAUCAUAAACACUGAUACACAGUGGUGACCGAGACCGUGGCAUAGAUGUUAUGUGAUCAAAUCCCUAGUUUAGCCAUUCUCUCGCAAAAGGUGUUGUGAAUCCCGUGGUAAUCAACGUCAUUUCGGUUUAGGGAUAGUGAAUGAUAAGUGCAAUAGUACUGUAAUGUUUCGGUUCAUUCAACGUGAAACGCUUUCUAGAUUGCGAACAUCACGACCGGUAAAUCGUAUUCAGCCGUGCCGGCAAGCCCAUCAGAAGCGACCCCGAGUUCCUCCGCCGGUAAGAUUGCGUAGUGAUGGCAAUCAACCGAUUACAGCUUUUGGAUGGUUUCUUUUGGCCAUCCCAGCAACGACAUUUGGCCUCGGCUGCUGGCAAGUGUAUCGGAAGCAGUGGAAAGAAGAUCUAAUCAGGACUCUCGAGUCACGUAUGCGCAUGGAACCGGUUCCCAUUCCAGAUGACUUAUCUGAGCUUGAUAAGAUGGAAUACCAAAAGGUAAUUGUCCGGGGAGAGUUCCUUCACGAUCAAGAGCUGCAUUUAGGCCCUCGUGCGUUCAUCCAGAAGGGUGAUUCAAACACCACGGGUGGUCUGUUUUCGCAGAAGGAGGCAUCGAUUGGAUAUCUGGUGAUUACGCCAUUCAAAUUGGAAGGAAGAGAGGACAAGAUCCUAAUCAACCGCGGUUGGGUACCGAAGCGAUUACUCGAUCCUGCUUCUCGCCCGGACGGCCAAAUCAAAGGCACCGUAGAGCUGCAGGGUGUCGUUCGCCUACCGGAAAAUCGUCCCCAGUUUACUCCCAAUCAAAAGGGAGCGAUUUAUAUGUAUCGAGACGUGCCCAAAAUGUCCGAACAGUGCGGAACGGAGCCAUACUUUCUUGAUGCGACGGUGGAGUCAACGGUGCCUAAUGGCCCGGUGGGUGGACAAACUCGCGUGACACUGCGAAACGAACACCUGUCGUACAUCUUCACGUGGUUCAGCUUGUCUGGAUUCACGUCGUGGCUGUGGUUCAGACAGGUUGUCAGGGGAAAGUCGUUCUAGGAUUGUUGUAGAUUUGCUAGUGCAUUUGCACUGUGCAUUGUGAAAUAAAUUUCUUUCUGUUGGA
Molecule: messenger RNA, 1117 nt
Organism: Aedes albopictus (Asian tiger mosquito)
Lineage: Eukaryota; Metazoa; Arthropoda; Insecta; Diptera; Culicidae
Gene: Surf1
Product: SURF1-like protein
Exons: 4
Coding region: 187-1053 (288 amino acids)
Biological process (GO): mitochondrial respiratory chain complex IV assembly
Cellular component (GO): membrane; mitochondrion
Source: RefSeq, a predicted model, not a curated record